This is a messenger RNA of Ornithorhynchus anatinus (platypus), 1585 nucleotides long. It is a transcript of the gene OTX2, whose product is annotated as orthodenticle homeobox 2. Gene Ontology annotation, biological process: multicellular organism development; regulation of transcription by RNA polymerase II. The transcript has 4 exons. The record is from RefSeq and is a predicted model, not a curated record. Lineage: Eukaryota; Metazoa; Chordata; Mammalia; Monotremata; Ornithorhynchidae. Gene Ontology annotation, molecular function: DNA-binding transcription factor activity, RNA polymerase II-specific; RNA polymerase II cis-regulatory region sequence-specific DNA binding. Gene Ontology annotation, cellular component: nucleus. The coding region runs from base 430 to 1386 and encodes 318 amino acids.
CAGAUCUCAGCUCCAACUAAAGUCUCCACUAUUAGAAAAAAACAAACUCCCCACGCCAGACCGUGCAACGCCUACCCUGGCUGGACCUGAUACUUAGCCUCGGCCGCUAAGAGUUGUAGAUUCCCCGGUCUCUCUAAUUUUUUUUUAAUUAUUCGAUUUGAUCCCCCCCCCCCCUUUUGGUUGACUCCUUAUGGAAAGGUGAAGAAUUCAAGAUUUCUAACCUACUGCUCUUGAUUUCUUUUAGGCCAGCUGGGUAUUUGGCAUUUGCAAGGAUAAUUUCCUCACUUUUUUCCCCCCUCCGUCCUCCAGCUCUAAGGGUGGAAAGCCCAGAAGCUCGGGAUCCUGAAUCCGACCGCCCCCGAGGAAGGGAGACCUCUCCGCUGGGCCCCCCCGGUUUGGGCCAAUUUCGCCCCAGGAAACAACUUUAGCAUGAUGUCGUAUCUCAAGCAACCGCCUUAUUCGGUCAACGGGCUGAGUCUCACCACUUCGGGCAUGGAUUUGCUUCACCCUUCGGUCGGCUACCCCGCCACCCCUCGGAAGCAGAGGCGGGAGCGGACCACCUUCACCCGGGCCCAGCUGGACGUGCUGGAGGCCCUCUUCGCCAAGACCCGCUACCCCGACAUCUUCAUGCGGGAGGAGGUGGCCCUCAAAAUCAACCUGCCGGAGUCCAGGGUGCAGGUCUGGUUCAAGAACCGUCGGGCCAAGUGUCGACAGCAGCAGCAGCAGCAGCAACAGCAGCAGCAGAACGGGGGCCCCAACAAGGUGCGGCCCGCCAAGAAGAAGAGCUCCCCGGCCCGGGACGGCACCGCCGACACCGGGCCCGCCGGCCAGUUCACGCCCCCGGCCACCACGGCCCUGCCCGCCCUGCCCAGCGGAGGAGGAGGAGGAGGCGGCGGAGGAGGAGGAGGAGGGAGCGGAGGAGGAGGAGGAGGAGGAGGAGGAGGGGGUGGCGCCCCCGUGUCCAUCUGGAGCCCGGCCUCCAUCUCCCCCCUGUCCGACCCCCUGUCCACCUCCUCGUCCUGCAUGCAGCGCUCCUACCCCAUGACCUACACGCAGGCCUCGGGCUACGGCCAGGGCUACGCCGGCUCCGCGUCCUACUUCGGGGGCAUGGACUGCGGCUCCUACCUGAGCCCCCUGCCCCACCAGCUGCCCGGCCCGGGGGCCACCGCGCUCAGCCCCAUGGCCACCAACGCCGUGGCCGGUCACCUCAACCAGCCGCCGGCCCCUCUGUCCGCCCAGGGCUACGGAGCCUCGACUUUGGGCUUCAACUCCCCCGCCGAUUGCUUGGAUUAUAAGGACCAGACGGCCUCCUGGAAGCUAAACUUCAACGCUGACUGCUUGGAUUAUAAAGAUCAGACGUCCUCCUGGAAGUUCCAGGUUUUGUGAAGACCCUCCGGGGGUGAUCUGAAACGAAAAACACACACACACACACACACACAGAGAAAAAAUUACACACCCCAACACACACACACACACAUACACAAAAGCGAAACACGAACAGAAACCCACUGGGACGAUACCCGGCCUGGUAGGCCUAGGCCUCGGUGAAAAAGGAAGAGACCAGGGGGGGGGUGGUCGGGGGGGG